Messenger RNA from Myripristis murdjan (pinecone soldierfish), 446 nucleotides. Its product is annotated as phospholipase A2-like. Gene Ontology annotation, biological process: phospholipid metabolic process; arachidonate secretion; lipid catabolic process. NCBI's taxonomy places the organism in Eukaryota, Metazoa, Chordata, Actinopteri, Holocentriformes, Holocentridae. The record is from RefSeq and is a predicted model, not a curated record. The transcript has 3 exons. Gene Ontology annotation, molecular function: phospholipid binding; calcium ion binding. Bases 27 to 386 code for a protein of 119 amino acids.
ACAGGGCACUAAACCAGUUCAGAGAUAUGAUCCUGUGUACGAUGCCCAAUAGCUGGCCUAUCCUUGACUACGCUGACUACGGCUGCUACUGUGGAAAGGGAGGCUCUGGGACCCCUGUGGAUGACCUGGACAGGUGCUGCCAAGUGCAUGAUCAGUGUUACACUGAUGCCAUGCAGCAUCCUGAGUGCUGGCCUGUGUUUGACAACCCUUACACUGAGCUCUACCACUACAGCUGUGACAAAGAGAACAAGAAGAUCACCUGUGAGAGCAAAAAUGACGCGUGCGAGAUGUUCAUCUGUGAUUGUGACAGGAAGGCCGCCGAGUGUUUCGCCAGAUCCGCCUGGAUCCCUGAGCACGAGCACCUGCCCAGCGACCGCUGCCAAUAGGGCCACUCAGCAACUACCAGAGGUUAAGAGUUUUGCUUCAAAAUAUCCAUCAUUUUAUUU